CCUGCAGAAAUAGGUAAACUUGUCAAUCUUGUUGAAAUUGAACUUGAUACAAACCAGCUAACAGGUCAUAUUCCUCCGGAAAUAGGGAACAUGAAGUCACUUGUGGAAUUAAGAUUAAACACAAAUUAUCUUUCUGGCCCUAUUCCAAAAGCUUUGGGUGAUUUAACUGACUUCACAAAUUUGUACCUUAAUGAAAACCAACUUUCUGGUGCCAUUCCUGCAGAAAUAGGGAAACUUACCAACCUUGUCGUAGUUAGUCUUGGUACAAACCAGUUAACAGGUCACAUUCCUUCGGAAAUAGGCAACUUGAUUAAUGCCAAAUUUUUCUAUGCUUACGAAAAUGACUUGUCUGGUCCCAUUCCUGCAGAAAUAGGGAAGAUGAAGUCACUUGAGACUUUAAACUUACAGAGAUGCAAUUUUUCUGGUCCCAUUCCUAGUGAGUUGGGGAAUCUGAAUAAACUCAAUGAUCUGGUUUUAUCUGAAAAUAAAUUUACUGGUUCAAUUCCUGCUAUAUUUGGCAAUUUGACAAACUUGCAGACACUGCAUCUCCAUACCAACAAACUUUCAGGUUCCAUUCCAAAAGAACUUGCAUGUUUGGAUAACUUGCGAGUGCUAACAAUGACCCAAAAUCAGCUUUCAGGCCAUUUGCCAGACCAGCUUUGUCAAGGUGGGAAACUUGAGAACUUCACGGUAGCUAGCAACAAACUGACAGGGCCAAUACCAAGAAGCUUGAGCAACUGCUCGAGUUUUAAAUGGGUUCGCUUUAAUAACAACAGUUUCAUUGGAAACUUAUCUGAAGCUUUUGGAAUCUAUCCAGAGCUUCAGUUCAUUGAUUUGAGCGACAAUUUUCAUGGUGAGCUCAGCAGCAACUGGGGGAAAUGCGAAAAUUUGAUUGAUCUGCGUGUAGCCAGAAAUAACAUUAGUGGUAGCAUACCACCAGAGAUUGGAAACGUCCAAGGGCUUCUUGGACUUGAUCUUUCAUCGAAUCAUUUGCUUGGGCAGAUUCCAAAGGAAUUUGGAAGAUUAACUUCUUUGGUAAGGCUUUCUGUGCAAAACAACAAUAUUUCUGGCAAUAUAUCUGAGGAACUUGGGUCACUGACAAAGUUAGAGUCCCUUGAUUUAUCAGACAACAGAUUGAAUGGAUCAAUCCCAACGUGGAUAGGAGAUUUCGUGCGGUUGUUUCAGUUGAAUCUGAGCAACAACAAGUUGGGACAGAAGAUUCCAAAGGAGAUAGGGAGGAUAACUCAUCUUACUGUACUUGAUUUGAGCCAUAAUCUUCUUGAUGGAGAAAUACCUGCUGAGCUAGCCAGUUUGCUGGACUUGUCAAACUUGAAUCUUUCCCACAAUGAUUUAUCUGGGCGCAUUCCUAAAGAACUUGAAAGUUUGACUGGUUUGCUGGAUGUUGUAUUGUCAUACAAUGAUUUGGAAGGUCCAAUCCCUAAUAAUAAAGCUUUUAUGAAUGCUUCGUUAGAAGGUAAUAAAGGUCUUUGCGGCAAUGUAACAGGAUUCCAGCCCUGCAAUAAGCCAUCUUCUGUGGUGAAAAAGCACUCAAUAGCAAAGGGACGUAAACUCAUCCUCAUCACAGUACUUCCUGUUAUGGGAGCACUAGUACUGCUCUGUGUUUUCAUUGGUGUUCUCUUUAUGUGUAAUAAAAGAAGGAGAGUUAAAGACGUUGAAAGAAGGGAUGGUGAUGGUUGGCUUUCGAUAUCCAUGUUAGAUGGAAAGGCAUUGUACAGGGAUAUCUUAAAUGCCACAGAGGAGUUUGAUGCAAAAUUUUGCAUUGGACAAGGAGGACAUGGAAGUGUUUACAAGGUAAACCUUCCAUUAUUAGGAGAUAUAGCUGUGAAGAGACUUCAUUCUUCAUUUCAGAAUACACAUCCCAAAAGCUUCAUAAAUGAAGUAAGGGCAUUGACUAGGAUUAAGCACCGGAACAUUGUGAACCUCUACGGCUAUUGUUCAAAAGCACAACACUCACUCUUGGCUUACGAGUAUGUGGAGAGGGGGAGUUUGUCUAGUAUUCUGAGCAAUGAAGUUGAGUCCAAGAAAUUGGAUUGGCUUAAAAGGGUGAAAAUCAUCAAAGGUGUUGCUUUUGCUUUAUCUUACAUGCACCAAGAUUGCUCACCGCCAAUUGUUCAUCGAGACAUAUCAAGCAGUAAUGUUUUGGUUGAUUCUGAGUAUGAAGCUCGUGUUUCAGAUUUUGGCAUAGCGAAGCUUCUCAAACCAAACUCAUCCAAUUGCACUGCACUUGCAGGAACAUAUGGCUAUGUUGCACCUGAGCUUGCCUAUACAAUGAAGGUUACGGAAAUGUGUGAUGUCUACAGCUUUGGAGUAUUAGCAUUGGAGAUAAUCAAAGGAAAGCAUCUAGGGGAAUAUAUUACUGUGCUAGCAAAUUCAUCGACUAUAGAUCAUGUGCAGCUUAGUGAUUUGCUAGAUGAACGCCUUCCAUAUCCUAAAGAUGAAGCAAAGGAUGUUUUGGUUUUAAUCAUCAAGUUAGCAAGCUCUUGUUUGGUUGAAAUUCCAAAAUCAAGGCCAACAAUGCACUUCAUCUAUCAUAGGUUAUCAUCAAUGGAUGCACGUCCACCUACUCAUGUAAAGUGAGCUUGUAAUCCCUGAUAUAUAUGUAAGGUGUCUUUGUAUGAAAAUGAAUAACCUUUGACACCAAGUGGUUGUGAAGUAAGUUAUUUUGAUGAAAAGGUCCAUGACAGAAUUAUUACUGAGAAUAGUAUUGUUGUAUUGUCAGGGUGCUUAUCUGGUUUGUUGUUUAGAGUCUAUAAUAUAGACGGUUAUUGUUUAUUGAGCCAAAAAGUAAUGAAAACAAGUUUCA
Molecule: messenger RNA, 2824 nt
Organism: Solanum stenotomum
Lineage: Eukaryota; Viridiplantae; Streptophyta; Magnoliopsida; Solanales; Solanaceae
Product: MDIS1-interacting receptor like kinase 2-like
Exons: 2
Coding region: 91-2598 (835 amino acids)
Biological process (GO): protein phosphorylation
Molecular function (GO): ATP binding; protein binding; protein kinase activity
Source: RefSeq, a predicted model, not a curated record